GUGCCUGCACCUCUGGGAGAAUGAAGGUGAUCCUUCUGACUGCUGCUUUUCUUGCUUUGGUCUCUGUGUCCUGGUUGCAGGCAGUGUGGCUGGGAAGGCUGAACCCUAAGCAGCUCCUCGGGCCCUGGUACAUCCUGGCCGUGGCCUCCCGUGCUAAGGACUUCAUGUUGGAGAAGGGCAUGAAGAAUGUGGAAGGUGUCGUGGUGACUCUUACUCCAGAUAACAAAUUGAGAGUUCAGUCUUCUCGGCAUGGGCCAGAUGGGUGUCAUCAGAGCACGGUGGAGUUGCUGAAGCAAAAUUCCCGAUGGGUGUUUGAGAAUCCCUCUCUGGGUAUACUGGAUUAUCGGGUCCUGGGCACUAACUUCAAAGACUACGCUGUCAUCUUCACACAGCUGGAAUUUGGGGAUGAGGUCUUCAACACAGUGGAGUUGUACAGUCGAACUGAGGUGGCCAGCCAGGAGGCCAUGCAGCUGUUUACGAAAUGGAGCCAGGGUCUGGGCUUCUUGUCUCAACAGCAGGCCCAACUGCAGAGGGACUUCACGUGUGCACACAAGAUCCUCCAGUGAGUGCCAUACCCUGGAGAUGGCACCACAGCAUCCUGGCAUCCUGGUGGAGGUGGGCAGGAUCUGUCUUUGCACAGUGGCUGGUGGUACUGGUGUCUGUCAGCUGCUCCCCUAGGCUCUUGCUUGGGUUAAAAUAAAGUGAUUUUACAAGUAAA
Molecule: messenger RNA, 718 nt
Organism: Arvicanthis niloticus (Nile rat)
Lineage: Eukaryota; Metazoa; Chordata; Mammalia; Rodentia; Muridae
Source: RefSeq, a predicted model, not a curated record